AGCAGCGCGCCUCAGGCCACGCACACACAACGCAUAAAAGAAAAGACCGGCUCCACUCAACAAUCUCACAAACUACCUCCCAGCAAUCACUGGAUUGUUUUAAAUAUUGCAGUUAAAUAUUACACUUUAUUACGAGACGGGGGGGUCUGUAUCUGUGCUGUAAGGAAAGAAAUGAACUACAAUACAUUGUGGAUUCCUGUCAUUUUGUCCUUUGUCAUUUUAACUUCUAAAGUUGGUGGAAAUGGAGUUCAUAAAGAUGACUUUACCGAAAAGCCUCCCGCUGUGGACGGCAGUGAGGCGGACGGGCCGAACUCCCUGAUUAAGUUCAAUAUGCGGAAGUCUCUGGACCUGGAUGAGGACGGCUGCUACCUGCAGCCAGGUCGACGGGAGUGUCUGCAGGAGUGUGGUUUCAAUGCCACAUCUAAGACCAUCCUUAUCAUUCAUGGCUGGACGAUGAGUGGCAUGUUCGAGAGGUGGAUGCACCAGCUGGUGUCGGCCGUGCAGCGGCGGGAGGCCGAGGCCAACGUGGUGGUGGUAGACUGGAUCCCCCUGGCGCACCAGCUCUACCCCGACGCCGUCAACAACACGCAGCUGGUGGGCCACAGCAUCGCCCGCCUCCUGGACUGGCUCCAGGACGAGCUCCAGCUGCCGUUGGAGGGAGUCCACAUGAUUGGCUACAGCCUGGGCGCACACGUCGCUGGGUAUGCAGGGACCUUUGUGCGAGGGACAGUUGGCAGGAUUACUGGGCUGGACCCGGCCGGGCCCAUGUUCGAGGGCGUGGACUCGGACCGCCGGCUGUCCCCGGACGACGCCGACUUCGUGGACGUCCUCCACACCUACACGCGGGAGGCCCUGGGCGUCAGCAUCGGCAUCCAGCAGCCGAUCGGGGACAUCGACAUCUACCCCAACGGCGGGGACGUGCAGCCCGGCUGCGGGCUGGGGGACGUGCUCUCCACUGCGGCCGCAGGAAAUUUCGUGGACGUGAUGAAGUGCGAGCACGAGCGGGCGGUGCACCUGUUCGUGGACUCGCUGAUGAACCGGGACCACCUGAGCUUCGCCUACCAGUGCACCGGGCCCGACCGCUUCAAGAAGGGCAUCUGCCUCAGCUGCCGCAAGAACCGCUGCAACAACAUGGGCUACAACGCCAAGAAGAUGCGCAAGAGGAGGAACAGCAGGAUGUACCUGAAGACCCGCGCAGACACGCCUUUCGCAGGCUACCAUUACCAGAUGAAGAUGCACGUGUUCGACAGGAAGCAGGCCAAAGACGCGGACCCCACCUUCACCGUGCAGCUGUACGGCGCCCACAGCGACACCAGCGACAUCAGCGUGGAGCUGCCCGACAGAGUGGGGCUCAACCUGACGAACACCUUCCUCGUCUUCACGGAGAGCGACAUUGGGGACCUGCUGAAGAUCAAGCUCUCCUGGGAGGGCGCGUCCGAUUCCUGGUCCUCCAUGUGGAAGUCCCUGAAGAGCUCGCUCUGGACCUGGUCCAGCGUGCCCACCAACCAGCGCCUGCAGGUCCGACGGAUACGGGUCAAGUGCGGAGAGACUCAGAAGAAGUUCACGUUCUGUGCUCAAGACCCUGCUGCCAUUGACAUCGGCCAAGGGAGCGUGCUGACGUUUGUUAAAUGUCGUGACGGCUGGGAGGUGAAGCCAAGAAAAAGAAUGCACUUUUAAAUAGAGACUAUGCACUUAUCCAGGAGCCACUGUCACUGAACGGGACCUGUGCCAGCACCAGGAGUUAAGCGCACUUCGUGCACAGUGAAUGGAUGCGGCGGCUGUCCAAUCAGCUGCUCGAUGACAUGGACCUCACUGUCCAAUGAGACGCCUGACGGCAUUGGGACAUGCCUGCCGUACGGCUGGCCAUGGGUUGGUUCUCACAUACUCUUGAAAUUAUGAAGGAAGCACUGCUUGGACAGAGUUACAGCACCUGCCUGGUGGCACCUCACAGAAACAUCUAGACUGUUCUGUCACGGGGCGUUCAAGAUCUGACUGGUGACGCGAUCGGCCAGGCCCCCGCACCCCCACGCCUCCCCGCGUCCCCCUCCAGUGCCAAAACACAUAGGUGUUGGGAUGUUCGAAUGCGUGUUGCACAUACUGCAAAGUUUUGAGCUGUGUACUGGACAUGUGUAUGGGGCAUGACUGAUUUGUUUUAUGUUUGAGGGGGGGGGUGGGGGGUGUUGUGAACGUUUGUGCUCAUUGUGAAAACACUGUACAAAUUUAAGCCUAUUGUAAAUCUUCAGGAUUUAUGCGUUUGAUUUAUUUUGUGUGUACUAUAAUUUAUUUUGUGUGAUGCGGUAAUGUGUUGUGCAUUUGUUUAUAAUGUAAAUAACUUUUUUUGGAAAAUUAAAUUGUUCACUGGUUUGUAAUAA
This is a messenger RNA of Anguilla rostrata (American eel), 2372 nucleotides long. Its product is annotated as endothelial lipase-like. Gene Ontology annotation, biological process: triglyceride catabolic process; fatty acid biosynthetic process. The transcript is spliced from 10 exons. NCBI's taxonomy places the organism in Eukaryota, Metazoa, Chordata, Actinopteri, Anguilliformes, Anguillidae. The record is from RefSeq and is a predicted model, not a curated record. Gene Ontology annotation, molecular function: lipoprotein lipase activity; protein binding. Bases 172 to 1677 code for a protein of 501 amino acids.